Pangasianodon hypophthalmus (striped catfish) is the source of this 847-nucleotide messenger RNA. RefSeq names its product lens intrinsic membrane protein 2.3 (gene lim2.3). The record is from RefSeq and is a predicted model, not a curated record. NCBI's taxonomy places the organism in Eukaryota, Metazoa, Chordata, Actinopteri, Siluriformes, Pangasiidae. The transcript is spliced from 5 exons. Gene Ontology annotation, cellular component: plasma membrane. Bases 167 to 685 code for a protein of 172 amino acids. Gene Ontology annotation, molecular function: structural constituent of eye lens.
AUCGACUGUGUCUCUGGCAGCUCUAUUGUCCCUCAGUGCUGUGCUGGUGCCUGAACACGACAGAAACACAUCUGUCUAUGGUAGUGCAAGAACUGUCUGUCCUGGUGUAACUGAGCCCAAAGUAUUUAAUUCAACAAAGUAGGUGAAGAAUACAUAAAGGUGAACGAUGUACAGCUUUAUGGGAGGUGGCUUGUUCUGUGCUGGAGUUGGAAAUAUACUGCUGGUGGUCUCUACAGCCACAGAUUACUGGAUGCAGUAUCGCCAGGCCAGUGGUUACAUGCACCAGGGCCUGUGGCGCUACUGCGUGCCUGGGAAAUGCAUGCUACACACUGACAGCAUUGCUUACUGGGAUGCCACCCGUGCAUUCAUGAUCCUGGCCAUCUUGGCAUGCUUCUUCGGCCUGCUUAUAGGCAUCAUGGCUUUCAUUAACUACACCUCUUUCGAUGUCUUCGACAAAACAUUUGCUGCUGGAAUUCUCUAUUUCAUUUCAUGCUUUUUUGUGCUUCUGGCAAUGGCUGUAUACACUGGGGUGACCGUGAACUACUAUGGGAAGCGAUAUGGAAACUGGAGAUUCUCCUGGUCAUAUAUAAUAGGCUGGGUGUCAGUGGUGCUUACAUUCUUUUCAGGUAUAUUCUACAUGUGUGCUUAUCGGAUGCAAGCACCAAUAGGCCCCAUGUCACGCUGAGGCAUCUCAUCCUAGAUCAACUCAUCAUUCAGUCUGAUGGUGAUCCACCACAUCAUCAUGGAUGCUUACAUUUUAAUUCAUUUGUUUACCUCAUGGUUAAUGAAUAAAAUGGUUGGGACAAAUAUGUGCUACUUUAAUUCACAAUAAAACAAUCCUAGAGAA